This is a messenger RNA of Oxyura jamaicensis (ruddy duck), 1953 nucleotides long. It is a transcript of the gene ORMDL1, whose product is annotated as ORMDL sphingolipid biosynthesis regulator 1. The record is from RefSeq and is a predicted model, not a curated record. The coding region runs from base 150 to 611 and encodes 153 amino acids. Gene Ontology annotation, biological process: negative regulation of ceramide biosynthetic process; ceramide metabolic process; intracellular sphingolipid homeostasis. Gene Ontology annotation, cellular component: endoplasmic reticulum membrane. The transcript is spliced from 4 exons. NCBI's taxonomy places the organism in Eukaryota, Metazoa, Chordata, Aves, Anseriformes, Anatidae.
CGUGGGCGGCCCCGGCUCCUCCCUCCCUUUCCCUUCCCUCCCCUCAGCCCUGCCCGGGGGCGGCGGGCCGGCCCGGCCGGCAUUGCCCUGCUCGGCCCCGCGGAGCUCCCCCAGCGCCGGCAAGGUGAGUUCUGUUUUAUAGGGUAAAAAUGAACGUAGGAGUUGCCCACAGCGAGGUAAAUCCAAACACGCGGGUGAUGAACAGUCGUGGAAUGUGGCUGACAUACGCGCUUGGAGUUGGCAUGCUUCACAUUGUCUUGCUCAGCAUUCCUUUCUUUAGUGUCCCUGUUGCAUGGACUUUAACAAAUGUGAUUCACAAUCUGGGAAUGUACGUCUUCUUGCAUGCAGUAAAAGGAACUCCUUUUGAAACACCUGAUCAGGGGAAAGCUAGGCUACUAACACACUGGGAACAACUGGAUUAUGGAGUACAAUUCACAUCUUCAAGAAAAUUCUUCACAAUCUCUCCUAUAAUUCUGUACUUCCUGGCAAGUUUCUACACAAAGUAUGAUCCAACACACUUUAUUCUCAACACCACCUCUCUUCUGACUGUGCUUAUCCCCAAGCUGCCACAGCUGCACGGUGUUCGAAUCUUUGGCAUCAAUAAAUACUAAGCAGAAGGUGUGAGGCUGACCGACCCUGACAUGGCUACUGCUUCUCGGGCGAAGGAAACGAGUAGUCUGCUGUGCCGUUUGUCUAAUUGUAUUCGAUGAGAGAUGCAUUUACAUCUGAGAUACAAUUACUACUUCCUAAAGCGUUGUCUGGUGUGAAAGUUGGGUUUAUAAGAAGAUGCCUUCCAAUACUGAAAUGUGAAUUGGAAAUGUCAAGAAGAAAAAUUUCCAUGAAGAACUGGGCAGGCCCAGCUCUAAAGCAUAAUCAACACUAAAGACUAUAUGUAAGUCUGACUGAUGCAAGUAAGGAAGCUACGAAUAAACGCUGAAAUGGAUAGUGAUGUUUCACAGAUGCCCAGUCAGCCAUGACACAAGGGACAAUCUACUAAAUAAAUCCAGAUUUUUUCCAUUCAAAGGACUGGUGGGGCUACCUUUGUAGGAUAGUUAAAAGUAGCUGGUUACUGCUGUAUGGAUUGUAGAUGGGUGUGUUUGUUACUGCAUUGUGAAAGUUUGUCUCACAGUAAAUACUGCGACAGUUGGUAUAAAGUGGUGGUAUAAUUCAUGCCUUAUCUGUUCUUGUGAUUUUUGUCACAAAGACCGAAGAAAGUCCUUAACUGUCAGCUCAGGGGAUUUCUACAUCAGCUUGGUAGCUCCGUUUAUGUAUGCUUUUGCAAGUUGUCACUCUUGCGUUUAUUUCAUUUUGCUUACCAGAAAAUUGAUUUGUCUUUGUGUCAAUGGGACAUCCUGAGAAACUGAAAUGUCAUUUAAGGUGUAGCUUUUUGACUGCUUUCUCUGAUACUUGACUGAUGGAUUAUUUUUCAGUAGCUGAGAGGCCUGCAACAGUGGGGGAAAGGGUUGCUGUUGUUAUAGGAGAAGGAGCUUCACUAUAGAACAAUAUCAGAAUAUUAAAGAGAAAUUGUGUAGAUUGUCAGAAGUGGAACUAGAAAUAGGUGAAUUGACAGAUUACAUAGCCUAACAGUAUGCUUUUACAGAAAAGGAUAUAAAUAAUUUGCAUGUCUUGGAAAUGUGCAGGAGUACUGCAUUUUAGGGGUACCGUGUCGUAUUGAGUUAUCUUGUAUAUAAUCAACUCUGGAACUAGAAUGAAGGAGGUACAGCUAGAGCUCUAAGCGCUUAUUUCUGUAUCCUAGGAAAAAGGAUGAACUUUUAAGUAUACCAUGUGGCUUCCAGACAAAAACAACUCAAGAUUUGACAGAAGACUAUUUAAGACUUGAUUUACAUUUUGGUUGCAAUGACAGCCAGUGAGGAGGAAUAAAAAAAAGCCCAGUGGUGUAUCUCUUUUCUUGCAAAGAGAAUGUUCUAGCAAUGUGUGGUAUAUAUGUUGUUU